AGAAGUCAUUUCGGUCAUAUUGAUUGAGCUUCCGCAUCUCAACUGCAACCCUGUAUUAUGCAGAACGGAUUUGCCCAAGGGGUUUUUUUUCAGCUGAUGUAAUAGAAGUAAUAUUUAUAUCAGGCACGAUUUUCACCAGUGAUAUCGGAAGGGGUCUUCUGGAUAUCUAUGAGCUUUUUACUUUCGGUUUGUUUUGGACCAACAGAACAACAACUCAACAGAUACAGCUGGAAUUCGUUUGAUCACGUUGAUGUGAAACUGGCGAGGGCUUAUCCUGAAUUCGUUGGCAUGCAAACAUAAGUCAACUGUUUUAAAAAACAUGACUGCAGAGCUGGCUACUUGUUGUAAUGUUGUGUUUGAAGAAGAUGAUCAUCAGGAAUACCUUUUGUAUUCAGGACAAAGUAUAACUCUACCUCCAUUAAUUCAUCCAAAUGCAUGGAAACUCCAGGGAACACCUAUACAAUUUUGUGCCACUUCACUGUCAUCACCUGCUCUUCAAGGAUUUGAAGAAAGGUUUCAAACCAUAACUGUGAUGGAACUGUAUUCUGGGAAGAGUGUGGAUGAGCUGCGUUUAGAGGACUAUAAGUUGGUGAGGAAACGAAAAACUAAAAGGGUAACUAAGCCGUUCAAAAGCUCAGCUAGUCAGUAUUCAAGAGGCGUUACAUCACAUUGUUGGUCCAAUUCAAGGGUUGAAACGAACGAUCCAAGCCCGAUGAUCACAGAUUCUAGCACAAACGAUGCUCAAGAGCAACCGUCACAGAGCUCUUAUUAUUCCACCGCACAACCAUUGGCUGUUCCCAGUGACGUGUCCCACCAAUCAGCAGAAGAAUCAGAGCAAGUGCCAAUCGUGACUGUUUCAAUUGGAAAAUACCUCAUGCCCUCUCUGCUUGGGAGCAUUAUCAAGUGCAUGCAAAUCCAAAACUGUCUCCACAAGCUAGUGUUACUCGAACUGGGACGGAAAACUGCCAGAUCUGCAGGCCACAGUGACACAGGUUCAUAUAGACCGGAGACUAGCCACACAGAAAGCUUAGAGGAGAAUCAUGAGGGCGACUCGAGGGAUCUAUUGUGUGAGCUAAAGGAUCCGCUGGUGGGGCUGAUGCGCAGUGCAGAAAUUCAAAGAAGUUUUUUUCAAAGAUUGAUCACGUUGAACUCAAUGAGUACUGAUGUAUCAGCUGGUCCAUCAAAUAAUACUUCAUCUCCAGAAUCGUCUCAGGUUAAAAUGCCGACCAUUCGUGCCAAUCUCGAAGAGAUCGCACUUAAAACCAGAAUGCUUUGUUACUAUGCAAGAAACCCUUUCACCAGCUACCAAGUCAAAGCAAUGACCAGCAAGGAUGUGUUGCAAUGUUUAUGUCAGGUUGACGGUCCUUUAAGCUCCCAGGUAGUCAAUGGCAGGGCGAGAGGUCAGCGGAAACUUCCUCAUGGACAUGGAAGCCUGAAAGCGGUGACAGGGAGACUUUUAUACAGAGGAGACUGGUGCAGAGGUAUGAGACACGGUAAAGGGGAAGGCUUUAUUCUGGCAGUACCACCAGAAAGUGACAGCCCUGCAAUUAAUGAAGAUGGCUUUUACACUGGUGGAUGGAAGAAUAACAUGAGGCAUGGUCAUGGAAAGAUGACGUUUAUAUCCGGUGCUAUCUAUGAAGGUCUGUGGCAGUACGAUAAAAUGUCAGGAUAUGGAACCUUAAAGUUACCGAAUGGGACCAUCCAGGAAGGGAUCUGGAAGGAUGGAUCACUGGACGGCAUAGCUCUCUUCACUUGGCCUCAUGGUGUCACAGAGUAUCGCGAAUACAAACAUGGCCAAGUAUUUGUAGGUCAGCUGUCCAGGGGUCAAAUUGACAAAGAAACUGCAUCAAAGUUUUCGCAGAUGAGUUACAUAAGAUCACAGCUCUCAUCUUUGGUGGAAAGUGUGACAAAGUUAAAAGACGCUAAAUUGGACCUCAAAAGCCAACUGGACAUACUGAGAACUGCUCAGGCAGUGUUGGAGAGAAACUACAAACUUGAACCCACUCUUUCUGAAGUACGCCAAAGUUUUGAAAUUCAACGCGGGAAGGUUUCUGACGAAGUGAGGAUAGAGUUCGAGCAGAAGUUUAAAGAUGCAGAAGAGAGCCACAUGAAAAACAAUGAAAGAAUAAGCCAGUUAGAGAGAGAGUUAGAACAAUCUAGAGGAUCGGAACUGUGCCAAAUCUGUUUUGAACGACAACGUAACUGUGUCAUUAUGCCUUGCACACAUUUGCUUUACUGUAGGAUAUGUGUGACUGAGCAUAAGAGGAAAGGGGAUUCCCGCUGCCCCACUUGCCGCGGGCCUAUCUGCGGAGAAUUGGAAGUAACAAGAAUAUGAAACUACGGUGCUAAUGUUCCGAAAGGGUGCAAAGUUGGUGGCUAUCGAGGACAUCAUGGUGUCCUAACAUGCAGUCUGCGUUUCUCUGGUGAGCCUUAAAACUCAUCGUCCUUGGAAGAAAAUAGAAAUGAAGGGAAAACGUAAAGUAGUCUUAAUUGCGCGAAACGGGUCAAGAAUGACAUCGCUACUCAUGCCUUACAUGACUUUAUUACCCCCUUAAGUUGUUUCUUGAUGUCAGAACAACCCUUUAUCUUCAUUGACAAAACCAUUUUUUUUUCAGCUCAAUUUCCAGCGAACAAUAGAAACAAGACUUUUACUUGGUCCGACCAUGAUGAGUUUAUUUCAUGCAAGGUUAAAAAAAACCUUGGUCUUUUACGUGGGAUUAAGUAUUAUUUACCUUAUAAUGCCCGGUUACUUUUUUUAUAAUAGCUCAGUGGUGCUACCUAUUUUUUAUUAUGCUGAUUUAGUCAGGGGUGACAAGGACAAUGUCACACUAAUGAAGGAAUUGCAAAUUCUGCAAAACAAAGCAGCUAAGUUGAUAUUAGAUAGAUCACUUCACUCCUCAUCCACUGAUGCAUUAACAGUCUUGAGAUGGCCAAAUCUUGAAGAACGUAGGAAAUGUCAUCGAUGUAUGUAUGC
Messenger RNA from Stylophora pistillata, 2974 nucleotides. RefSeq lists its product as uncharacterized. Gene Ontology annotation, cellular component: cytosol. The record is from RefSeq and is a predicted model, not a curated record. Lineage: Eukaryota; Metazoa; Cnidaria; Anthozoa; Scleractinia; Pocilloporidae.